Messenger RNA from Halichondria panicea, 8687 nucleotides. RefSeq names its product neurobeachin-like protein 1. Gene Ontology annotation, biological process: intracellular protein localization. Bases 168 to 8522 code for a protein of 2784 amino acids. Gene Ontology annotation, molecular function: protein kinase binding. The transcript is spliced from 43 exons. The record is from RefSeq and is a predicted model, not a curated record. Gene Ontology annotation, cellular component: membrane; cytosol. NCBI's taxonomy places the organism in Eukaryota, Metazoa, Porifera, Demospongiae, Suberitida, Halichondriidae.
CAUUAUAAUAGGAAGUGUUUACCUCAGCAAAGUAGUACAGUAACUUGAUCACCUUUAUAGUGUCUACACUCAAGUAGCUACUUACACUGUACAACACUAUAGCAUGCUCUCUGCGGUCCGUAUCCUGCCGAGAAUAGUCUGAGUGUAACCAACUCGACCAGCCAGCCAUGGCUUCAACAAGAAUAGUUGACAACACGGACCCCACCAUGCUGUGGUCCUCCUACAGAUUAGCUCACAACAGAAUGGAGAUAGAGGUGGCUGUGGAGAGACUCAAUGCGUACAUCAGCGUGUGGGUGGAGAAAGGGGCGGGGUCAGUCUCCUCGUCCCCCAUGAUCUCAGCCAAGAGCGAUCGCUUUGGAAUGCUACGUCCUUGUGUUGCGUUUGACCUCCCUGAGAAGGCGUGGCUUCUCUCCAAACAACCCUCUGGUUUAAUAGCAGCUCUAGUGGACCACAUCACGUUUGUGUCCCGGCAACUCGUCUCUUCCCUCAAGCAGUUGUCUGACUCUCCUCGAGUGAGAAGCUCUCAUCUGAGGUCUUCCUCGGAGGCGGGACUACCCCCCCUGGAGCUGCAGCAGUUGUUACAGGACACUGUACACCUCUCCACAUUGCUGGCCAGGGUGGGGGGCUGUGCUGAGAACUACGGGCAGUUGAGGGGGACCAAUAUUGUACCCCCUACAGUCGUGUUCCUGCAAUGCCUGCUUAAUCUAGUGAAGUACGUCCCACCACAGCAUCUCUCCUCCCUCAUCCACUGCCUCAACCACACCGUGGCCUUCCUCCAUGCAAUGCUAGACCCACGCAGACACUGGCAGCUACACUUCAUGAGCCUUCACACGAUGUCGGACCCCUCCCUGAGUCACAUGAUUGAAGUGCCGUCUCUCCUGUUAAGUGUAUUCAUUGAUGCUUUUCACGACAACAUGGGCCUGGGGGAGGCAUGGCAGGAGGUGUGGCUAGACUUCCAACUCGGACUCCUACACAUGAUCGGAGCAAUGCUUUGCAGCUCUAAUGAGAAUGCGUGUCAAGCAGCCUCACAAGACGUCAGCUUCCUCCUCCUAGCCCUAUUAGACCCACGAGAUCAGUGCACUCCCCUCCAAGUACUAGCCACUAAGGUCCUCGUUAAGCUAGUACAUGUGCUUCACAACACAGUCCCUGAUGAGACCCAGACGAGUGUUGAUUGUGGCGUGAUGUUGGUCGGUUUCCUCAACGUGCUCUCCUCUCGUUUCCAUGCCGAUGGAUUAACGCCGCCCUGUAUCAAGAUGGUCAUCAGCAUGAUGGAUAUUAUACCGAGUCUAGUGAACCCUCCCGGGAAGGAAGCAGAAAUUAGACAGCUGUUUGUUGAUGUGGGCUGCUUUGAGAAGAUCUGUGAGGUACUCUCUCUCGUGAAGGAGGAAGCAAAGGAGUCUCCUGAAGAGGCGGGCAUAUUAGUGUGUCAGGUCUUCUCCUCCUUUAGUGCCGUGAUGGACGGCUCGGAUCCGCUCAGAGAUAGCUUUGAACAGAGGGUGGGCCACAAAAAACUAUCCCAAUUUGUUUCGGAGUUGACCACACCCACUAAGGAAAUUCUACAGGCCAGUCUGGAUAUGACCGUUGAGGGCAGUUAUGUAUACCAGGCUGACACUCACUGUGUGUUUAAUACGUCGGCUAUGGCGAUGCUGAUCGGAUGGUGUCUGGAUUUGAACUCUGACCUUGCUAGCUGGUUAUCCACUAGACUGUUGGAUAUGUGCUCGUAUGGAGCGUACAAUAAACAGCGCUGUUGUACAGCCGGUCUCAUCACCGUGGUUACCGAGGUCCUGGCGUCUUCACAGGAGAAGGGACGACUACUAGAAGAGCAGGUCGAAGACAACCUGAUAGCUUUGGCUGAGGUGUUGGGGGGUCAGUCAAUACGUGCAGUGGAGCUCAAGCAGCUGAUUGGUCUACUCCGCCCCCUGGAGAGCGGCCUCCUCCCAACGUAUUACUAUCGUCUCCAACAAGCUCUCACCGUCAUGUCACACAGACUCGGCAAGGACGGACCCACCCCCCUCCACUACUUUGACCUACGAACCCCUGGAACGUCCAUCUACAUCCCGGAGCUACGUCAGUUCCCCAACUCCACGAGCCUCACACUUCACACCUGGGUCUCACUCGACCACACACGCACUAACCACCCCCUCUCUGAUGUCUUGUUGUCACGGCAAUCCUCUCACAAGCGUCGGAUACUCUACAGUUUCUACACUUCAAGUGGUGCUGGUUUUGAAGCGUUUUUCACCAAAAGCUUGGUCCUGGUGGUUGCUACGGUUACCAAGAAGGAGUUCAUCACCCUCGAGCUAAGAGAAUGCCCUUUGACCCCACUAGAAUGGCACAGUGUCAGUGUAGUGUACCACCUCUCUAAGAGGCCCUGGGGCAAGAGUGAAGUGAGUGUCUACAUCAACGGCGACCUCAAGAAGUCAGCUGUCAUGAAAACCCCCAGCUUCACUGAGCUUUACACUUCCAGCUGUAUUGGGUUUGCCCCAUCCCGUAAUCUCAAGAGCGAACAUGCUGCUCGGAUAUUCCCCAGUGCCCCACCCUCCCCUAGCCUUUCCCUGCGGUCCUCAUCCUCUGGGUCGAUGGACAUGGCUGUAGCCCCACCCUCUGUACAUAAGACCACAUCCACUGCUGAGGUCGGCAGGGAGUGGGGUCAUGUGAGCAACUUGCACGGGCUCAUCAGCUCCGUGUGUUUGUUUGCAGAUGCUGUGUCAGCAAAUGCCAUCAAGAUUCUACACAAGCGAGGACCCAAUGAUCUCUCACUGUUACAGCCCAAGUGCCCAGAAACUGCUGACAUGGCAACUAAGCUAUUUGUCUACUAUCAUGCCAAGGCUGUGCUCGGUGACGUGUGUAAGGACCUCUCCCCCACCAACAACUCUCAUAUCUCUAACUGGGGUCGCUUCAAUGGACAACACUACCUCACCUGGGACGUGAAGGCCGUCCUGGCAUCACUCGGAGGGGUGGAGCUACUCUACCCCAUCCUAGAGCAGGUCCACCUGAGUGUGCGUGGGCGGGAGUGUGAGGGGGGUGGUAAAGAUAGGACCACGCCCACCCCAAUGGGGUCACCCAAGUUCACAGCAACGUGGUGGUUUGGAGAGAAAGAAGGCGUGGCCUCGUUCCUGAAGCUCCUCCUCUCAAUGCUUAAAAGCAGUCCUAUCAACCAACAGGUGUUCUUCCUCUCAGAGGGGCCGGCCACCAUCGGAGCUUUGUUACAGAAGGUCCCCCCCUCAAGAAUCACAGUUCAGACUCUCUCUGCAGUACAGGAUCUGGUGGAGCACUUUGCCGAUGUGUGUGAGCAUCGCUGCCUCAUGUACAAGCACCUGCUCUUUGACUUCAGGAUCUGGAGUAGGCCCGACUUCUCAGUCCGAAGUGGUCACAUUCAGUACAUAUCGACCAUCGUCAAAGACCACACCUCCGAGUGUAGAGCUAGCUUUGGGGUCCAAUACCUUCUGGACGUCAUCAGGAUAUUCUACAGCUCUAUGGGGAGCAAAGUGGAGACAGUCAGCGUUGACUGUUUGAAGCUAACAGAGGAAGAACAGCAGAGCAUUCGAGCUGCCAUUCUGUCCAACAUCAAGCUGUACACAAUGAACGAUGUGCACUGGGACGAGGUGGAUGCCAUUCUAUCCUUCCUCACAGCAGCUAACGACCCUCACCUAUUGGAGGAGAUACUACGCCUUCUUUAUAACCUCCUAAAGACGGCCCAGUCACGCCACGCCCUCGGUGACCUGCUCUGGGAGAAGGGAAUUCCCCUCCUGGUGCUCACCAGAGCUCAGAGCAUGUCCGUGAGACUACUAGCUAUAAAGAUUGUGUCUUCCUUGAAUGGACAACAUGGCUUCAACGAGUCAGGCCCCAUCUUUGCUGCUCUCAAGGACGGCAGUUUAGCAGCUGCCAUUGGACACAUGACUGAACACGAGAUGUCCUCCUCCAUCAUACUAGCACUACUGGAGCUCUGUGUUGCCAAGAACACCGUCAACUGUACUGAUUACAUCUCAAACUUCAGAGUCUAUCUUUCUGUCCUCCAACUCCUCCGACGAGCUCCACUGAUGGUCCGACACACGAUAUGUCAGCAGGUGCUCUCAAUGCUACACCACACGCCCACGCACAUCACAGACCUCACAGCCUCACCAGGAUGGGAGAGCUUGUUUCUAUGGCUGCUAACACCGUUUAACUACAAUCGAAGUAAAUGUAGCACACCGGGGGCAGAGUCAAGCGAGGGGCUAUCUGAUGAUGAGGUGGUGGGGAGUCCAACCACGUACAUCGACCUUAAUACCGUCAAGACGGACAGUAGUGCUAGUGGAGGUGUGGAGAGUGUGAGUAGUGAGGGUGUGGUGGGUGUGAGUAGUGACCCUGGUGAUGAUGAAUUAUCAGAGGACGACAGGCAAUAUCCGAUACCAGACUUGACUGUACUCGAAGCUAGUGGAGGUGUGACAAGUGUGGAGGGGGCGGCUACACGUCAACCACACAAGAAAUCUCGCCCGGUAUCAAUGCCUCCCACCACCAGUCUCAGUAUUACCUCCGAGGGUCAGAGUUCAAGUGAUGCAAUAAGAAGACGUACUAAUGCGUUCCUUGACUCAACUACGGGAGAGAAGAAGAUCAGCGUGACUAGCAAGGGGGUGGUGGACGAGCAAAGGGGGCGUGGCUUUACAAAGAGACAUUCCCUCACGUACUCGCGAAGUUGGAGGAAUCUGAGCGAAGUGGAGAGUGAGGAGGUUAAGCGGACAUUCAGUGUUGUCACGGAAACCAUAGCGUACUUGCUCUGGCACUCUGUGGACUAUGAGAGGGACAACCCACCGUGGAAGGUGUGGGGCAAGUUCUUUGCCUCGGUGGACCUGUUCUCUGGUGAUCAGUCGCUUGUUGUACCCUCCCAUACUAUAAAGCAGAGAGUGUUCCUCCUGCUCAUGCACGCUGUUACCAUGGACGCAAGGGAUCAAGGUGUCGACAGAGCUAUACUGUUGGAGUUGGUUCUGCAACUGUCGCAACUUUUGGAGUCUUUUGUCAUCACCACCUACCCACACACACACUCCAAGGAGGAUCUUGAUGUGUUAUUGCUCAAACUGGCUCACAACUUUGUGCCAGAUAUUGACACUAAGCACUGCUCUGUGGAGCUGUUGGAGAAGUAUCUGAUCAUGUUGUCAACUGCCCAAAUGUUCAGCACUGGGAUGGCAGGGGCAGGGCUAGAGCUGGAGAUCGUCCAAUCAGCUAUCAGAGUGCUCCUUUCCUGUGUUGCUAGCGACAACAAAGACUAUUUUGUGACUGCGUCUCUGAAGUUGGAGCACCUCCUGCGAGUCCCCACCCUCCCCACACACGAUGUCCACUUUAUUCUCAGCAACUUGGUACGAAUAAUGACCGAAGCAGUUGAAUCUGGCGACGAUGAGAGGUCAGAGUACAUCUCAUCUGUCGUCAAGAAUGUUUUCAGUCAACAUUAUUCGCGGUCUGGACUGACUAAUGAGCUUCCAGGAUUGCCGAGCCCUCAGGCACCAAGUUUCUCAACGGCUUUUAUCAAAUACUCUGAGACCAAAGAAUGGCUGGAGUACAGCAAUGGAGUGCUCAAGACACAGGAGGCACUCUAUAACACAGUGUUAUUGCCAUGGUUACAAACGCUGGUGAAGCGUGACGGACAGUGCUGCCGACUAGCAGAGGCGGAGAACGCUGAGAGGAAACAGCUGGCCAUUUCAGAGCAGGGAAGGUACAAUGAGGUGUCUGAGCAAAUGUACAGUCUUCACGAGGCCGAGAGGAAGCGACAAAGAUUGGUAGAUGUUCAGCAGCGUAACGAGUUGUCUGUGGUAUACCAACGAUGGAAAGGAAGUCGGAGAUUUUUCACCGGGGAGAGAGGGGCGUGGUCUGCAAGACGAGAGGACCCUUACUUAUGGAAGUUGGAUAGGACUGAGAACUUCUCUCGCAUGAGAAUGAGACUUGCUCGUAACUAUAACUUCAAUACUCAUAGUGAGGCCAGUCAUCUUAGGGACGUGGUCAACAGCCCUGCCACUAAUUUUGACACAAAACCUGAUGGAGCAGAGCUACUGGCCAAGGCGGCCCGUCGUAACUCUGACUCAGCAAGUACCUUCUCUGAGGAUGAGGAAUAUUUGCUAGAUCAGGUGUACACAGAUGCUAACGCCCCCGGAGCUCGGGAGGACGGGGAGGAGGUAGCAAAGAACGAGAAAGAGAAGACGGUCAAAUCCGUACAGUGCAGUCUCAUCAUGCUCAUGGAUCGGUUGCCAGGGAUACUCGAGAUAACUAACAAACAUAUUUAUUUCUCCUGUGAUCAGCAAGAAAAGAAGGAAGCACAGUCAUGGUACGGCACAGACUUCAAGAUCCCGCUCAGCCAGUUGCGCGAGAUCUUGUGGCGACGGUAUAACAUGGCAAGGACUGCUCUAGAGUUGUUCCUAGUGGACAAUACCACAUACUUCAUCAACUUCCCAGACAAAAAGACUGUACAGAAGGUCCGCAGAGCCAUUCUCUCCCAGCGGCCUGCCAACCUGAAUCGUGCUGCCUUGAGGGCACCUGAUCGUCUCCUCAUAGCCUCAGGGGUCACUCAGAAGUGGGUCCGGAGGGAGAUCAGCAACUUUGAUUACAUCAUGACCCUCAACACUGUGGCGGGCCGUACCUACAACGACCUCAACCAGUACCCUAUCUUUCCAUGGGUACUAGUGGAUUAUGAUUCAGAUACCCUUGACCUUUCGAACCCUGCCGUGUACCGUGACCUCUCUAGACCCGUGGGCAUACAGAAUCCAAAGCUGGAGGAUAAUGUACGAGAAAGAUACUAUGAAAUAGACGAUCCUGUGAUUGGACAAUUCCACUUUGGCUCUCACUAUAGCAACGCGGCUGGAGUGCUACACUACCUCAUCAGACUAGAGCCCUUUACUACACUACACAUUGAGUUGCAGAGUGGCAAAUUUGACUAUGCUGACCGUCAGUUCUUCUCUAUUCCGAGCACCUGGAAGGUUAUCUACACCUCUGGUUCAGACGUGAAGGAGCUUAUACCAGAGUUCUACUACCUCCCAGAGUUCCUCAAGAACCUCAACAAGUUUGAUCUUGGCAAGCUACAGACGGGGCUGGAGUUGGGAGACGUUAUCUUACCACCGUGGGCCUCCUCUCCAGAGGACUUCAUCAGGAAGCACAGAGAAGCUCUGGAAUCCCCAUACGUAUCUGCCAAUCUUCAUAAUUGGAUAGACCUCAUCUUUGGCUACAAGCAGACAGGCCCUGAGGCAGAGAAAGCAUGCAACGUGUUCAACUACUACUGCUACGAGGACAACGUCAAUCUGGACACAGUUGCGGACGAUCGUGAGAGGCGGCAGAUCGAGUCAAUUAUUAACAACUUUGGGCAGACCCCUACUCGUUUAUUCACGGAGCCACACCCCCAACAGAUGAGUGUGGAGGUGGCCAAACGAACCAUGGCCAGAGGAUUCACUCCUUUCAUUGGACGGAAGAAUAUCAUUAGUUUGUUUGAUCACCUCUCCAACCUCAAGGCUCACAGUGUGGACAUAGCGGAGUCUGACCCUGUGGUGUUUGUGGGUGUCCCAUCUAUACAAACACGAGCACUGCUCAUCAGCGGAAACCCCGAGCAGCUGGUGACAGUCACCAGAUCAGGGCUACUGAACAUCCAUGGCUGGUUGGCUUUCUCGCACAGCAAGAAUCGGCCGUUCACGUUUCAAUUUGACCCCAACCACCAUUUUGAUCAAUCCAAGUGGAUGUAUCUGGGUGGUCCGUUUUCUCCCAAUGCAUCCGUCAACUACCACUUGUUUGUACUGAGCCCCAACAACAAGCUCCUAGCAACCGCCGGACAUUGGGACAACAGUUUCCGUGUUCACUCUGUAGACAAGGGAAAACUAGUGGCCAGACUGGCACAUCACAAUGACAUUGUAACGUGUGUGGCUCUCGACAAGGCCGGCCCAGGAGAUCACCUGAUCACAGGGUCAAAGGACACCACGUGUGCCAUAUGGAAGUUCAGUAGCAACCACAGUGAUAUUGCAGACCACCCCCUGCAAACGUUGUACGGGCAUGAUAGUGAGGUGAUGUGUGUGGACAUCAGCACAGAGCUAGACCUUGCAGUCAGUGGUGGUCAAGAUGGCACCUGCCUGUUACACACAGUGAGACAAGGCCGAUACAUGCUCACUCUGAGGCCCCGGGAGGACAAGCGAUGCGAGGUACAACAUGUCUGUAUAUCCAGUCACGGUCGACUCAUCGUGUACACAGAGGACCGCAGCAUGCGUCAGAAGGCAAUAUCGGCCGUACCCCCGUGCAUCCACCUGUACACUAUCAAUGGCCACCUGCUUAUAGAGAAGGAGCUCUCAGAGUGCCUCAAUGCUCUGGUCAUCACUGACUCCUACCUCGUCACUGGAAAUGCUAAAGGGUUCCUCAUCUUCAGGGACCUAUUCAGCCUCAAGCAGCUGAGCAGUCUGAACCUCCUGGAGCCAGUCCACUGUAUAGAGCUAGUACAAGACCACUCCACUAAGGUCACCACCAACCUACUCGUCGGCCUCGGCAACGGGAAGCUGAUAAUCGUCUCGCCAAAGGACCCCCCACAAUAGACCACACAGUGUGAACUAUUAUAAUUAUUAAGUUUUUUAAUGCAAAUAUUUAAUACACUUUUGAUAUGGAGCACAUUGUUAUUUUUACUGAGUGCAUUUUUGUUAUAAUUAUAUAUUUAUAUUUGCACGUUGUUACGUUGUUGAAGAUUCCUUCUUGUGUCAUUG